Molecule: messenger RNA, 13043 nt
Organism: Cuscuta europaea
Lineage: Eukaryota; Viridiplantae; Streptophyta; Magnoliopsida; Solanales; Convolvulaceae
Source: the annotation of a GenBank genome assembly
ACCCUACACCUUCUUCAGCACUUCAACACUCCAGUGUACUCAAGUGAGGCAGACAUGGCGGGUGAAAAUGGUGGGCGUAAUGGACGUCAGAGCAGCCCACGGUGUCCUCUAACAAUGGGGACCGGAAUCGAGCACUGACACCAGAUUCACCGGCGUCGUUAGGAUUCAACACCGACCAACUCCCAUUCAACACCAGCCAAGCAUCGGAGGCUUACUCUGACGAAGAUGAGGCUGCCAUUGAUCCGGAUAUAAUUAGAGACGAGCCUGACGUCGAGGUAGAAAGGAAGAUGGAGAGGAUUUCUUCAACGACAAUUUCCUCAACGAUUACGGAAGGAUGGAUGAACAAGACCAGUAUGAAUCACUUGGCCUUGAUAAUUCGAUCGAGGAUGAAAGAGGUAUUGAUCAGAUUUUAGCAGACCGGCAUGCCGCUGAAGUGGAGCUUGAUACCAGAGAUGCUCAUGCCUCACACCCCAAGUUGCCUCAGCUUCUUCACGAUCAAGGUCCAGCCGUCACUUGUUUUUUCAAUUUGAAAUUUUGUCUGUUUCUCUGCAGGUUACCCAGUCAUUUAUAAAGUUUGUAUUAAUGGGAUAUAAAAUGAAAGACAACUCAAAGGCUUAUUCCAAGGCAUCCUAGCUGAAAUUUUGGAGUUUGUUAUGGGGAAGGGACUCAUACCAGCAGAUGGAGAGAUAUGGCGUGUCAGACACCGUGCUAUUGUUCCAGCAUUGCAUCAGAAGAUAUUUCGAAGGAUAUUAAUGCUUGAAAACAAAGCCACGCACCACCUACGUACAGGUGAAUUGUGAAGGAGAAAGAAGAGACAAACCGAGAUGAAGCAACCAGGCUGAACUGGGGACGAACACAAAUCUAUAUCCUUUUGUUUUUUAUUCAUUUCUGUAUUUGUUUGUUUUCAGAUAAUGACAAAAAAUUAAUGAAGUCUUAUUUCGUAAAUAUUAUUAAACUAAAUUCAAAAAUAAAAAUUUCAAUGAAACUUUCCAAAAAGUGACAAAUUUGAUGAAUGGUUUUCGGUGAUUCAUGAUCUGUCAUUGACUUGUAAUAUUUCUUGUUCAUUUACUCGCACAUAGUGACUAAUCAUAUUUUUAUUCAAAUGAUAUAACUAGGCAUAUUUUUUGUCCAGUGAAACUCUGUUAGUGAUAUAUGUUAUAUUUUCAAAAAGCAUACUAUCAUCUUUUCAAAAGAUAAAAGUAGAACUAAUGUGGCCGCCUCUAGGGUUUGUCCCUAGGUAGUUUCUUCUGCAAAUCGUCAUGCGAUUUUGAGCGGCCAGAGGAUAUCGACUAUAGUUCAUUUGAACAGUCUGUCGCUAGGGUCAGGGGCGAUGCCAUGAAAAAGUUAGCCAACCAGUAUGAUAACCUGGACAUUGGAGGAGAAACGGAAGAACGACUCUUAGGGUGCAUCGGAGGGCGUGGACUAUCCAUAAGAACAUCAGGGAGAAGAGUUACAUUUUCACCUUUUAUCAUAUAAUUGAUAUGAAUUGUGUCCUGGAGAACGGUCCGUGAUUAUUUGAUAAAAGAUUGUUAGUUCUUAGGACCAUCAAGCCAGGGGAUAUUCCUCUUAGGGUUCCGUUGAAUAUAACUGAUUUCUGGAAUCAAGUGCAUAAUGUGACACAUGGUUUUAUGACAUUGGAAGUGGCUAGAAGAAUUGGUAGUCUAAUUGGGGAUUUUAUUACUAUGGAUUAGAGUCAGUUUGAAGGAAAAUGGGAGACCUAUAUGCGUAUAAGGGUGGGCUUAGAUGUUGGUGAGCCCCUAAAACCUUGUACGACUAUAGGAAGGGGACGGGUUACUCGGUAGAUUUCAAAUAUGAAAAAUUGUCGAGCUUUUGCUUCGUGUGUAGAGUUAUCGGACAAGUCGACGGGUUUUGUCCCUUGGAGUAUGAGAAAGGGGAAAGAUUAUUAGAGAAACCUUUUGGUACCUGGCUCAGGGUGGGGGUGAAAAAAUAGCCCAACAUGAUAUAACAAAUGGCUGGUUCAUUGUGGGCAGGUUAAGGAGGCUGAGAAAAAGCAUCAACAAUGGAAUAAGUAUUACAAAUCAUUCCACCUUGCUUAAAUGUGAGGGCAACUCAUACUAUGGAAUAUAUUCAAAUGACCAUGUUAAUCUGACACUUUAACCUUCAACAAAAAUUAGAUAUGCAUUCUGCUUCAAUUCAUCAUUCUAAAAUCCUCACCAAGCAACUCUAAUAUAAGUAGGCACAAGCCCAGGCUUAAAAAAAACACAUAUAUACAUACAUACAUACAUGUAGGCACACAGAGGCUACAUUUAUGGCAAGAAUUAUGAGCUUUAUGCUAUAAAAAAGAUCAUAAAGGUCCUCACCUGGCCUUUGGCAUAAAAAACUCUCCAACGCAGACCUUCCAAAUCUAUACGCCUCAAGCCAGCGAGGGUUUUCUGCCUUUGCCCCUCCAACCUAGGCCAACUGCCUCUUCCCCUCUGACCCCUGCCACGUUCUCCCCUCCCACCGCUUCCGCUCCCGCUCGCACCACCCCCACCACCGCCCCACUGCCACUAGCACCACCCCUAUUUCCACUUCCAGUCCCACCACUUCCCCUCCCACCAGCACCCCCAUUUUCACUCCCACCAGUGCCAGUAGUCCCGCUCCCACCAGCACCAUCACAUGCACCCGAGUGGAAAAAAACUAAAAAAUCUCCUUUUCUGUGACGAUCUUCUGCCCUUUUUAUCCAGCCUUGAGUGUAUUCCUCACAGAUUUUUCGGGUUUCAAAAUCAAACUCUACUAAGACUUCUUUUAAUAUAUAUUCUACGUCCGUUUCUUCCAUCCUCAAGCCUUUCCGCUUCAUUUUCCUCUCAGUUUUUCUUCUCUUUCUCAUUUGUUUCUUACUUUCUACUUUAACAUCCUUCCCCUUCCCUUUCUUCUCUACCUUCAAAAUCGGCUUAACAACAAUGUCGACCCGUUCCUCAAAAUAUCUCAUUAAGAUCACUUGGACAGAAAAUGCCUUAACACCAAUGAAAUCGGGAUACUGUUUAGAGGGAAUGGGGUUGUCAUUUCUACAUUCUUUCUGGAGAUAAGCCAAUAUCCCCUCCCCUCCCACUCUAUGAAACAAAUCCAACGCUGUUUGAAAAAAUGUGGGACAAAAAGUUUCUGCUAAUUAUACCUUUCAUUUUUUUAAAUGGGAUCUUUCUGUGAGCCAUGUAUUUAUACAGUUGGUGACGGAGAGUUGUGGGUAAGUCUGAUGGUUUGAAGCCUUGUACAUGAUAGUUAGCUAGAGAGGGAUCUUUGUCAGGUUGAUAAAUGAUGUGUAGUUUAGAAACAGAGGGGUCAUCUAACCAUUCUUCAGUGGGAACAUCCUUCAAUACGUAAAUACUGUAUGGAAAAUGAAUGGAAAGUGAGUAUAUGCUAUUGGACCUUUUAGGGAAGGGGCAGAGAUGAAAUCUUCUUGAUUACAAGCUGCUUCAUCGCCUUCUGAAAUGGAAGCCUCAUUGGUCUCUUCAUCGCCCUCAUUGGUCUCUUCAAGUCUGUCCCUUUUUCUCUUCAUUGUAUUACUGAAACAAGAACGAAUAGCAAUAACACUAGUUUUAUCAGAAGAAGGAAGAUGAAGAAUAUCAGACUGAGAAAGGCGAAGAAGAGAAAUCCUGAGAAAAUAAUACUUUGCCUAUUCGAUUAGAGGGGGCGGGUUCAAUUUAGGGUUAAAACCGGUUUGGUUCAGUUUUGGAAAUAUUAGGUUCAAUUUGUUUUGAUUUGUUUCAAGUUCAUAUGUUUAUUAUUUUAUUUGAUCAAGUUUCAUACGUAUUAUUUUAGAAUUAGAAAAUGAAAAAUAAUAAUCAUUCAUCUUGUUAUAUUUAUUACUUAAAUAUAAUUUAAAUGGGAAAUAAAAGAUAUAAAAAAAAACUAUAAAAUAUUAUAAAUUGACACCUAAUUUAUCUUACUGAAGACUUAUGACAUGAAAACGUCUAACAUCUUUUCAAUCAGUAUAAAGAGAUUAACCUCUCACAAAAAUAAUUUAUAGUUAAUGGGAUCGUUUGCCUUUCGGCGGUUUCUCCCCCCAACCGCUGCUAAAUGCAGCGUUUCAUGUGUAAAAAGGAUCGGCGGUUUGGAUAAAAAGCUUAUAUCCAAACGACCCCAAUUACUACUUCCAUCCCACUAUUAUUGUCUCAUUGCGGUUUACGAUGGUUGACCGACGAUAAAGCAAAUAGAUCCUUGUUUGCACUCAAAUUAUUUUUAGCAAAAAAAUUACAUAUUUGGAAACUACAUUAAAAACUUUAUAACGUCGCAAAAACCAAAAUCAAAUUUGAUAAAAAUUUGAUGUAUAAAGUAAGAGAUUAAAAGUGAUUUGUGUUGACCAAGUAAACAUGAACUGGGACAAUAAUAGUGGGACGGAGGGAGUAUCAUUUAUAUAUCACAUAAAAUAUUUAAAGAAGGUUAAAAUGGUAUAUGUUAAACAUGUAUUUUUCACAUCUAAAUUAUUUAUUUAUAUCCUAACGAUGAAGAGUGAAGACAAAUAGAAAGUAUUUUUAAUAAAUACUACAAGUUGUUCGUUGUUCGAUUCAAUUUACAAUUUUUUAAUUUAAAACCAAAUCAAACAAAUCGGACUUCAACCAAAUCAAAAAAUUGUAAAUUGAAUCGAACAACAAACAACUUGUAGUAUUUAUUAAAAAUACUUUCUAUUUGUCUUCACUCUUAAUCGUUAGGAUAUAAAUAAAUAAUUUAGAUGUGAAAAAUACAUGUUUAACAUAUACCAUUUUAACCUUCUUUAAAUAUUUUAUGUGAUAUAUAAAUGAUACUCCCUUUGUCCCACUAUUAUGUCACAGUUCGUGUUUACUUGGUCAACACAAAUCACUUUUAAUCUCUUACUUUAUACAUCAAAUUUUUAUCAAAUUUGAUUUUGGUUUUUGCGACUUUGUAAAGUUUUUAAUGUAGUUUCCGAAUAUGUAAUUUUUUUGCUAAAAAUAAUUUGAGUGCAGACAGGGAUCUGUUUGCUUUAUCGUCGGUCAAACAUCGUAAACCGCAAUGAGACAAUAAUAGUGAGACGGAAGUAGUAAUUAACUAUAAAUUAUUUUUGUGAGAGGUUUUCAUGUCAUAAAUCUUAAGUAAGAUAAAUUAGGUGUCAAUUUAUAAUAUUUUAUAGUUUCUUUUUAUAUCUUUUAUUUCCCAUUUAAAUUAUAUUUAAGUAAUAAAUAUAACAAGAUGAAUGGAUUACUAUUUUUCAUUUUUUAAUUCUAAAAUACUACGUAUGAAACAUGUCAAAUAAAAUACUAAACAUAUGAACUUGAAACAAAUCAAAACAAAUUGAACCUAUUAUUUCCAAAACUGAACCGAACCGGUUUUAACCCUAAAUUGAACCAGCCCUCUAAUCGAAUAGGCAAAGUAUUAUUUUCUCAAGAUUUCUCUUCUUCGCCUUUCUCUCAGUCUAUAUUCUUCAUCUUCCUUCUUCUGAUAAAACUAGUGUUAUUGCUAUUCGUUCUUGUUUCAGUAAUACAAUGAAGAGAAAAAGGGACAAACUUGAAGAGACCAAUGAUGCGAUGAAGAGACCAAUGAGGCUUCCAUUUCAGAAGGUGAUGAAGCAGCUUGUAAUCAAGAAGAUUUCAUCUCUGCCCCCUUCCCUAAAAGGUCCAAUAGUAUAUACUCACUUUCCAUUCGUUUUCCAUACAGUAUUUACGUAUUCAAAGAUGUUCCCACGAAGAAUGGUUAGAUGACCCCUCUGUUUCUAAACUACACACCAUUUAUCAACCCGACAACGAUCCCUCUCUAGCUAACUAUCAUGUACAAGGCUUCAAACCAUCAGAAUUACCCACAACUCAACGGGGGAAACCUCUUCACCUUGGCUUCACGCACAUCAGGAACGUCUCCCUACUGCGGUACAACGAAGACAACUUUUUACUUCCUUAUGUCCCACGCACACUUGUAACAUCAGAAGUGAGGGACUUUUGUUGGGUUACUGGCCCAAUUAGAGGAUCGGCCCAUUAAGCCCUUCUACGGACGAAUGUCUGGGCCUAACAAGGUCAACAUGCAAGACGAACGUCCAUACAAGACAUGUGUAAUCAUGUCUCAAGAUCCAAGGAUAGGGAGACGCACGACAUCACCCCUAGCCCACGCCGCAGAGGGGAUCAGUCCAAGACCCAAUCAACGUAUUCUACAUAAGGGCUCGAUGACGCUCGACCCACAGCCCUUUGCAGCGUUACCAAGAGCAGACACCAGUCCCAAGGGGACGCUCGUCCCCAUAAUUGGGCGGGAAACCAAGAUUCUGGCGGGAAGCGCAUUUAAUGUCGGGGAUUUGGUGGUUGGGGCUUUAGCCAUCCACAGCUCAGCCAUCCACAACUCUCCACGUCAGCAUAUCCAAAUGUCCAUUGGUAGUAUAAAUAGUAGCACACAAACACUCCCUUAAUACUUCAGCCUCCCUUGGAACUAGAUCCCCCGCUUUAAACUUCGCUCAACCUGCACAAAAAGACCCCAAGUCGCCGUGUACAACCCACCGAAGAUCACUCCCGCCCAAGCUCUGCUGCUACACUUUCCACUCCUAUCAUUUGCAAUAUGACCUCCUUCAUAGGGAGUUGUUGGGCUGCUCUCCACCCCUCCAGAAACAAGGUUGCCACUGAGAGAACCCGGGCACUCGUCUCACAACUCCCUUCCGAUACAUUCUCAUUACGGGCGUGUCAAAUUCCCUUCUCCACCCAACACCUAGAUUUGUCGGCUCCAAACUUCCCUUGCCAACGAGAAAGUGAUAAACCGACUAUGUGUACUCUCCUGCCCCUCAAAACAAAGGAUGCAUAUGGCUAAGCAGUUCACAUGAUUUUUGGGAUAUACUCCGCAUCUGGCAUGUGUGCAUUGCAAGCAGGCUACGUGGAAUUUCAUUUCAACACAGGUUAUACUUUCACGUGAAGAUGGAAUAGAUGAUCUAACAUCGGAAAGUAUCAGACUGCAUCUAGGCCAUACGAUUAUAGUAUCUCUUUAACCCACUCUUCAUUGUAGAGAUACUAAUAAUGUAAUAAUGAUAUUAAAAGUGAAAAAUCAUUCAAAGUCAUACUAAUAAAGAGUUAAACAGUAAAAUAAUGUUGUAAACCUAAACAAUUAAGAAACUUAGAAAUUACGAAACCUACCUUUGAAAUUCUGAAUGUUUGAGAUGAACUGGCGAAGGUCGAAGAGCAUAAAUGGAAGAUGAUGUGAAGACCAGCGCCAGCGGUGAUGGAGUUGUCGGCUACGGAAGAAUGGAAGAUGCUCGGAUUGAUUGAACCUUGAAUGAGUCGAAUCCCCUGGCCUGGAUGCAGUUUACAACUUUGCAGUCCGACUUAGAUCAUAUGAGUUUUGUGAAUUGGGAAUUGCGAAAUGCGAAUUUGCUAUUGGUAAGGCUAUGAGGCUUGCUGAAUUGGGAGUGAAAGAAUGGGGAAGGCCGAGUGCCAGUUUUUAACGGAGAUACACAAUAGGAUACACCACGUCAGUCUUUUAUUUAAGGGAAAUGGACAAUCAGCUCACGAGUACAAUGAAUAAAUUUUAUUCCAAAAAGGGCUUUAACCCUCAUUGACAUUUAUAAAAUUUUAUUUAGAUUUAGAUCAUGUAGGAGGAUUAGAACUUUAAGAUACAGUUUAAGAUACACCUCAUUUUUUUAACUCUCCCAAACAUGGUAAGUUUAUGUUUUACACUUACCUUCCCUUUCGGAUACCUCCUAACACUUAUUAACACUUCGAUUACAAACACCCUUGUAAACACUUAAUCCAAACAAGCCUCAACGAGCUUGACUUGCAUAUAUACUUAAGUAUGGGGCCUGGCUCCCCCUUAACACCGACUGAUCUUAAUUUAUCAAAACCCAGUACCCUAGCUUCUGUUCUUAUGUAAUUACACUCUUUCCUAAUAAUGUAAUAGAAGACCGGGUAGAUUCAAAAUACUCAACCUUUUUCGGCCCUUUUCGAUAAAAAUUCCCUCAAGUAUGGGGCCUAGCUCCCCCUUAACACCGACCGAUCUUAAUUUAUCAAGGGGGUGAUGCUAGGCGCACCCCUUAGAUUACUUAAUGUAACCUUAGUUUGGCUAUUUUACCCUUCCGAAUUUUUUUAAUUAAAAGAAGUGAUCCCUUCCAAUUUCCAUGUGGUAAUUGAAUCCCCUUAAAAAAAUGUACUAUGAUUUUGCUAAGCGGAUCCCUCAAAAUUUAUGCUCAAAUUACGAUGUGACCAUGAACUCUCUAUUAUAAAAUAUUACCAGUAUUACUUUUUCAUUUGUGUUUUGAGUUUUACAAAAAAGUAUCAAAUUAAACAUUUUUUAGAUAAUAAUGCAUAUGUUAAAAAUAUACAUGUAUUCCCUUCAAAAUAAGUCAAGAAAAAUGAAAAUUAAAGACAAUUGAUUUACUACCGUUAAAGAGGGUAGAGAUUUGAAGAAAUAAUUCAUUAACUUUAUGGAAGUGUAUCAUAUGAUAAGAAUUAAGAGCCUGUUUGGUGACUCUGUUUUUCGUUUUAGCAGGCUUAUUAGUCUACUUUUUUACCCAACACGUAGUUUUUGACUUCGCGUGUUGAAUACUGUAAUGAUAAGAAAAAGCAAGGUUGAAGUUACUUUGGGUCUGUCUUGGCUGAAGUUACUCUAGAUGAUUAUUUUUGUUAUUAUUGAUAUAAUGUUUUCUUUAAUCGAUUAAUAAAAUAUAUUUUAAACAUAAUGUUUUCAUAAGUCGAAUCAGCCACUUUAGCUAGAAUUCAUAAAUUUCAGCACAAUCGAAUUUGGUAUUAUCAAGCGGGCUCUAAUUGUUAAAAGCCGUUUGAUAACCCCUAUUUUUAUACUAUCAAUCUUGUAAAUAAUUUUUUACAAAAAUAUAAAUAUUGAUUUUAUGUGUUGAAUUGUAUAAUAAUCAAAACAAGUAAGGUUGAAUUAAUAGUAUCUGUUCAAUACAUUUAAGUUAAGUAAUACAAAAACCAUUUAUUUUAGUAAAACUGUUUCCAUGAAUACGGGGUAAUAAUUUAACAAAAACAUGAAUACAUACCCAUUACGUACUACAAAGUAAUUAAGGAGCAUUUGUUUUACUCAUAGUUUCAUUGUCUGAAAUUUUCCAAUUACGCAAAGGACAAAGUUGUCCGAUUAGAAAAAAAGUGGGUGCGCCUAAAACUUGUGCAGAGAACAGCCGUUUAUAAAAACCUAGUACCAUACCUUGUGUUCAUAUAUAUACUUCCGGCAGCAAUUGCCAUAAGUAGAUGAUAUGAUGGAUCUUAAGGAGGAAACGAGGAAGAGAUGCAGUGGCGGUGAAAAUGAGGAGAGUGGGGCGUUGAAGAGAUGCAGUAGCGGUGAAAAGGAGGAGGGUUGGAGCAGCCGCGAAAAGGAGGAGGGUUGGACUUUGAAGAGAUGCAGCACCAACUCCUGCAGCUGCGUAACAAAGCUUAAGAGACCAAGACGCCCCUAUUCGCUAUUCGACUACGAAAAUUAUUUUCCUUAUCCAACAAAUACCAUCAAAAGUGAUUUAACUAUUGGUGAACCGCAUGUCUUUUUUGAGUUUCCGGAAGAAAUAUUUAUGGAGGAGAACGAGCCUCUUAAUAUUAAGAAAGGCGAGAAAUUGCCCGUUGAUGUGUUAUCUUUGCUAUCAAAUGGUGGUAAGACAAAUUCCCUUGUCCGUAACAAUGGGGAAAGAGUUGGUUUAAUGGAUGCGAUUUCCGUUAAGUAUUUGGUUGUUUGUUGCUUCUUCGUGCCUAUGUUUGCUAAUGACUGUUCUGACCGUGUAUGCCGCCACUUGAUAGCAACUUACAAUGAGUUGCAGAACAAUAACUUGAAUUUUGAGAUGGUGGUGGUAGCUAAGAUGAGAUCCUCAUUUAUCUCCAAGGACCAGGAGGAACCUGCUUUCGACUGGUUUUUAUCUGCGUUUCCUUGCCUGGCUGUACCCUUUUCUGACUCCUCCACCAGGGAUUCGAUUUGCAAGCUUCUCGGGUUAGAAAGUUCGAGGUUGACUGAAAGUGAUGCUUGUCUUGUUCUCGAUCCUGAACAAAGGGUUUUGCAGUCAGAUACUUUGUGUUUCGAGAAUUAUGGAGCUGCGUCCUUCCCUUUCACUGAUAGCCACUUGGACUCCCUUAAGAAAAAAGUCGAGGAAAUCAGGAUGAGGUUGGAUCCAGUUUACAGGCAAUCAAAACUCGACGGCCAGGAGAUGUCGAGGAGGUAGAGGUUGGGUCCUCUUUACAAGGGCGCUGUAGAAGAUGAAAUCAGCACUGAACCUGUGACCCUGGAGGAACUCUUGUGCUGCGAAUCCUCAACGCUCCUGCACAAAUGUGAUGGCAGUAGCCAAAAGAACAGGGUAAUAUCUGUUGCAGACCUCAGCAAGAGCAAGUGUGUUGUCUUGUACCUUUGCUUUGAUGCUUCAUUUGUUCUUCUUCUGCUAGAAUCAUCCGAAGUCCAUUCGAUUCAAACCGAGCUGAGGUGAUGUUAUUAGGUAAAAGCAAUUCAUGAUGAAGCUAUUUUGCAAAACCAAGACAAUUGCUUCCUCCCUCUGGUGAGUAAAGAAACACUGUGAAUCAAAGGAAAGAACGGUUGUUUUCAAACGAACUUGGUUUAGGCAUUCUAACUAAAGAUCUUAUUGCGGAUUUGGUUGACAUUUAUAGAAGAUAAAGUGUCUCCAUUUUCAAGAGAAAACAUAUAUUCCUCCCUCGAUUUCGCGCGCUUUCCACCUUUGUGCAAGGAUUUCCCACCGACAGAUUAUCGAAUCCCUCUUGAGGUAAGUUGGGAGUGGUUGUCUCUCCUUGUUCAUCCCCCGCUCGGAGGUUUAUGAGUAGGAUGGUGUAGUAAUGAAGAUGCAAAAAUAUUUCCAUUCACUUACACUUGCUUUUGCGUAUAGAAUGUGCAGCUGAUAGAAGUACAGAGAAAUGGAAGACAUUCGAGAACAUGAAUCUCUGUUUCAGAGUUGGAUUGUUAUGGAUCCACCAGAAAUGGCAGAAUCCAGGCUUUUCAUUUUGUCCUGCAUGGUCGCAGGUUUAGUAGGGAUUUUGACGAUUUUUUACACUGCUUUUCAAUGGAGAAGGAAUAUAAACUGGGGAUGGAUGAAAGCCAUUGCUAGGUCAAAGAAACACCCGAAAGCAAGACACAAAGUUCCUGCUGCUCCACACAGUUGGGAGCUGAAGGAUGUCUCUAGAGGGAAAAAUCUGAACUGUUUCGUAUGUUUAAAGUCGAUUUCUCUCUCACAAACGCUUGGUCCUAUGGUUACUUCAGAGUGUGUUUUUAAUAGGUGCAGCAUUUGUGGUGCAGCAGCUCAUCUGAGUUGUUCAUCAAGUGCUCAAAAGGAUUGCAAGUGUGUGUCUAUGAUUGGAUAUCAGCAUGUAGUGCAUCAGUGGGCAGUGCGGUGGACAGAAGUUGCUGAUCAACCAUUUGAGGCUUCUUUUUGUAGGUACUGUGAGGAGCCAUGCAGUGGAUCUUUCCUUGGCGGGUCCCCUAUAUGGUGCUGCUUAUGGUGUCAGCGUUUGGUUCAUGUUGAUUGUCAUAGUAGUAUGUGCAAUGAGAACAGUGAUUCUUGCGACUUGGGACCUUUCAGAAGGCUUAUUUUGUCUCCACUUUAUGUUAAAGAAUUACAUCAGACUUCUUCGAGUGGAUUGCUAAGCUCUAUCACUCAUGGUGCCAAUGGAUUUGCAUCCUCUGUCCGUGCUACAAUUAUUAGAAGUCAAAGCAAGAAGUACAAGCAUAAAAAUGAUAAGCACUUAGCUGAGAUCUCAGCAGAAACAGGGAAUGAUUAUUCUGCUGGUGAUCUAUCAACUGAAUCCACUGCUGAUACAAAUCAAGCAGUAAAUGGAUCCCAUAUGAUUGAGGAGAACUGUAAUGGUGGUAUACAUUCAGAAAGUGUUGACAAGGAGAGUGAUAAAGAAGUUAAGAUUUUGGAACCCAAGGCCAAAUUUAAGAAAAGUCCAUCUGCUAAUCAAAAGGAUGAUACUCAACCUAUAGAGAUAAAAUUGAGAUAUGAGGUGACUGAUAUGCCUUCAGAUGUUCGACCUCUGCUAGCUUUCAUUAACAAGAAAAGUGGGGCACAACGAGGGGAUUCACUUAGACGACGAUUAAGUGUCCUUCUAAAUCCUGUACAGGUGUUUGAGUUGAGCUCAACCCAAGGGCCAGAAGCUGGCCUCUUUUUGUUCAGAAAGGUACCACACUUCAGAAUUCUAGUUUGUGGAGGUGAUGGUACAGUGGGCUGGGUUUUAAAUGCCAUAGACAAGCAAGACUUUGUUUCACCCCCACCAAUGGCAAUACUUCCAGCUGGGACAGGAAAUGAUCUGGCUAGAGUUCUUUCUUGGGGUGGUGGCUUGGGUUCAGUUGAGAGACAAGGUGGCCUUUGUCCACUUUUGCGUGACAUAGAACAAGCUGCAGUCACUGUUCUUGAUCGGUGGAAGCUCUCAAUAUCUGACCAACUAGGAAAUCAGCUUCAAUCACCUAAAUUCAUGAACAAUUAUCUUGAUAUGUGGGUGACCUAAAGGAAAUAAGUUUGAAGGAUCAGAUGGAAAAAGUUCCAACUGAAGUUAUCUGUAAGGCACACUUGGUUUAUUACGUGAUGCAAGUACAUAAUGCUUAUGACAGAGGCCGCAAGCUUAGGAUAUUUGCUGGUGAUGAACACCCAUUUGUUGAUAGACCCUUGGAGCCCUAUAUUAUGCCUCCUUGUAAAGUGCGAGAAGUGUGGUCUCGUGCAAGACGUGUCAUAUUUGUGCACAAAAGAAGGCAGAGCAGCAGCAACUAGGUGUAACCGCUCCAAAGAAGAAUGCAAAGAAGGAAGGAAACUUAGGAAAGUUAGAAGUAAGCGGAUGAAGUUUUGAAGGGUUGAUAUGGGAUAUAUUACAGACAGAUAUAUUGUAUGCCCCGUAGUUAAUUGCCUCAAAUCCUCAAUCAUGGCUUUUACUGUUGCCAUCGUCAUAAUAUGUAGCCAUGUAGGCACUCCACUGUGAGUGGAUUGGGUAAUCUCUUCGCUUGUUUUGUGUUCUCAUUUUUCUUUAGCUGCCUUUGCACGCAUUAGAUGAUUCGCCUCAAUUCAAUAUAUUGGGCCUGCUAUGUUUUGCAUACUAGGCUUAUUGGUUAAAAUAUUGUUCAAUUUGACUCAGUACAAAUUUUCAAAAUCUGAUUUUUAUUUUUUUACUCAUAGAAAAUAAGAUAUAUUUACUGUCAAA